Molecule: messenger RNA, 3105 nt
Organism: Dicrocoelium dendriticum
Lineage: Eukaryota; Metazoa; Platyhelminthes; Trematoda; Plagiorchiida; Dicrocoeliidae
Source: the annotation of a GenBank genome assembly
AUGAGAAAGGGGGAAACACAGGGGGGCCGGGGGCCGGGGGGCCCGUCGGAGGGGCGCCCCGGGGGGGGGGGGGGCCGCGGGAGGCGGCGGGGACCCCCCCGCCGGGGCCUGGGGGGCCGUCGUCCACGUGGGGUGGGGGCGGGGGGGGGGGGGGGGGGGCCAGGGCGCGCCGGGGGGGGGGGGGGGCGGCGACCCCGCGGGGCCGCGCGCGGGGCCCCGCCCGGGGGGGGUGGCGGCCCCCGGGGGGCGCACCGGGGGCCCGCGCGCGGCGCCGGGGGGGGGGGGGGGGGGGGGGGGGGGGGGGCGGGCCUGGCACCACGCACCGCGGGACAGGAACGAAACGGCGGCACACGAGCGAGCCCGGGCAGGGGGGGGACCCCAACGCGGCCCACCACACAGGAGGGGGGGGGGGGGGGGGCAGGGCGGAGCCCAGCUAGGGCGGGGGGGGGCCCGGGCCAGGGGGGGGCCUGCACCCGGGGGGGGGGGUCCGGAGGGGGAGGCCUCGGUAGCGAGGGGGGCCGCCGGCCGCGGGGGGCGCCGGGGGGGGGGGGGGGGGGGGGGGACGCCACUAAAGGGAACCGCUGCAGGGGGGGGGGGGGGGGGGCCGCCGGGCACCCACACACGGGCCGGGGCCGGCGCCGCCCGGGGACGGGGGCCGACGAUAGCCCGGGGGGGGGGGGGGGGGGGGGGGGGGGGGGGGGGGGGGGGGGGGGGGGGGGGGGCGCGCGGCGGGGGGGUGGGGGGGGGCGCCGGGGGGGGCGCGGGCCCGGCGCCCCCGGGGGGGGGGGGGGGGGUGGGGUGGGGGGGGGGGGGGGUGGGGGGGGGGGGGGGGGGGGGGUUUUUCCGGGGCUGGCCCGCGUUGGGGGGCCCUGCGCCGUACCUCCAACGGGGGGCGCGGGGGGUUUUUUUUUUUUCGCCGGGGGGGGGGGGGGGGGGGCCCGAGGGGGAGGAAACCCGCCCCGACACGGGGGGGGGGGGGCGAGCGGGGCAGAGGGCCUGGCGGGGGGCACACAGACACAUAACCGCGUGCCCCGGACCGGGCGUAUAAAGAAUUUAUGUUUUGUGGGGGGGCGAGGGGUGGGUGACCAGGCGCCGGGGGGGCGGGCCACAUCCGACACACGCCCGGAGGGCGCCGGCGCGCCAGGCAGGGGGGGGCGGGCACGGGGGGGGUGCCGGCGCCAGAGGAGGGGGGGGGGGGGGGGGGGAAGCCGGCGCCCGGGGGGGGGGGGGGGGGGGGGGGGGGGGAGGUGGCUGUCCUGGCGGCACGGGGGGGGGGGGGGGGGGGGGACGGCAAGCCCACCAAAGGCAAUCAGCCCGCCGCCGCCGCGGGGGCGGGGGGGUACCGGCGCCGGGGGGCCCCACACACGGGAAAGCCGCCGAGACCGGGGGGGCCCAAACCCCCGCCCGGGCGAGCGCGUGCCGGCAGCGGGGGGCCGGGGGGGCAGGGGGGGGGGGGGGGGGGGGGGGAGGGGGGGCGGGCACGCACACACGCGCUGCCGGGGGGGGGGAGCGGGGGGGGGGGGGGGGGGGGGGGGGGGCGGGCCGGCCCGGGGGGGGGGGGGGCCCACGGCGGGCCCCGCGCGGGGGGUCCCGACGCGGGGGGCGGCCCCCAUCGGGGCGGCCAGGGGGCUCAGGACCGCCGCCGGUGUGGGCCGGGUGGGCCCAGUGGGGGGGGCGGCCGGCGCCGGGGGGGGGUGGGGGGGCCGGGGGGGUGGGGGGGGGGGGGGGGGGGGGGACGCCCCGCGGGAGGCGGGGGGGGGGGGGGGGAAACACACACAGCACACAGCGACGAACCCCGGGGGGGGGGGGGCAGGCGCUCCGCAGGCUGCCGGCGGGGCGCGCCGCCCGUCGGCCGCGGGGGCGGGGGCGGGCGCCUCGCCGAGUGAGCCCGCCGGGCGGCGGGGCGGCGACCCCGGGGGGGGGGGGCGGGGGGGGGGGGGGGGGGGGGGGGGGGGGGGGGGGGGGGGGGGGGGGGGGGGGGGGGGGGGGUGGGGGGGGGGGGGGGGGCCGGGUGUAGCCCGCGUCGGCGGGCGGGGUGCGGGCCGCGGUGGACCCCCGUGCCGGGGGUGCAGGGGGCCGGGGGGGGGGGGGGGGGGGGGGGGGGGGGGGGGGGGGGGGGGGGGGGGGGGGGGGGGGGUGAGGGAUCACAGAGGGGGGGGGCGCGCACGUGCGCGGACGGGGGGGGGGGGGGCCCACGGGCGCGGCGGGGGGGGGGGGGGGGUGGGGGGGGGGGGGGGGAGGGCCGGGCGCCACCCCUGGGCCGACCGGGGCGAGGGGGGGGGGGGGGGGGGGGGCGGCGGGCCUGAGGGGCCGACGGGCGGCAGCCCCGGAGCGGCCUCCCGCGGCCCCCACGCGAGGCGACAAGCGGGGGGCGGGGGGGGGGGGGGGCUGCAGGGCUCCGCCCGGCGGGGCGGGCGCGCCGGCCCGCCGCCCCCGGGGGGGGGGGGGGGCGCGGCGCCCGGUGCCCCUCCGGCCGCGGGGGGGCCCACGCGGCAAUGGCCGCCCCCGGGGGAGCCGGGGGGGGGGGGCGGUGCCCGGGACGGCGGCGCUCUCACGGGGGGGGGGGGCGGGCGCGGGCCCCCCGGGAGGAGGCGCACGCCGGUGCCGGGGGGGUGCCCCGCCUACGGGAGGAUGGGUCGACGGGAAACGCGCAUCCAGCCGAGCGCCCGACCUGGGGGCCCCAGCCUAGGGCCGAUAGUGGGGGGCGGGGGCGGGGCACGGGGGGGGGGGGGGGGGGGGGGGGGGGGGGGGGGGGGGGGGGAAUGGGGGGCGGGGGGGGGGGGGGGGGGGGGGGGUCGGGGGGGUGGGGGGGGGGGGGGGGGGGGGGGGGGGGGGGCCUGGGGGGGGGGACACGCCGGCCGGCGAGAUGGCACAAGCCCGGGGGCAGGGGGGGGGGGGGGCGCCCCGCCGCCACACGGGGCGGGCGCCCGCGCCGCCGGCCGGGGGCCUGGCCACCGGCCGCAGGCUGAGGCGCCCACACGGCACUGCUUGAGUGCGCCACGGGGUCGCCACGGGGGGGGGGGGGGGGGGGGUCGCGCAGGGAGCCAUCCCGGGGGGCGGAGGGGGGGGGCGCGUGCCGGGCGGGGGGCAGGAGGUGGUGGUUGA